GUGCCCUGUGUGCUGCUCCAUGGAAAUCAGUUGCAGCCUUCUCAGGAGCAGCUAGUUCAUGGAUGGCUAUUUUCCCCUCCCUCUUCUCUCCACUAGAAACCUGUUUGUCGAGGCCACUGCUGGCCCUGCCCACUGCUAAGCCAUGGUGUGUGGCUGCAAGCGAGGAGCAGGCAGAUGCAGACUGCAGAGGAGGAUGAAGGGCGAGGAUUAUUGCACAGGGCAUGUUUGCUAGCCUCUCUGAGGGGCAGGAGGAGAGCCCUGCUGCCCUGUGCCCCCUGCCAGGGGUUCCUGCUUAGCAAUGGUGCCGGCGUUCAGCUGUGAUACCGGGCCCCCUUUGUGAAAGCAGCUGGUGGGAUCAUCUUUCCUGCAACCCUCACAGCAAAUGGGCUUCAUGGGUGCAGCAGCUGGGGAUGGCACCUUGCCCCACUGAGACCAUGUCAGAAGGGCUGUGCGGGGAGUCAGAGGCAGACUGCCCGGUUUGCUGGAACCCCUUCAACAACACCUUCCGCACCCCAAAGCUCCUGGAGUGCCAGCACUCCUUUUGCAUCGAGUGCCUGGCACACCUGAGCCUGGUGUCCCCUGCCCGCAACCGGCUGCAAUGCCCACUCUGCCGCCAUCCCACAGUGCUCCCCUCCAACCAGCCCAUCACCGAGCUGCCCACCAACUCGGAUGUCCUGCGGCUGCUCAAACUGGAGCCCAACCAUAUCAUCCUGGAGGGCCGGCAGCUGUGCUUAAAGGAUGAGCAGAAAUCACGGUACUUCCUGCGCCAGCCCAGGGUUUAUACCCUCAACCUGGGAACAGAUCCAGGGCCCAGGCUAGGUAGCUCCCAGGCUUCCCCUAGGCCGACCUCCAUCCCCAGCCGCUCUUCCCUUCGGCAGUGCAUACGCAACCCCCAGUUCCGCAUCUUCGCCUACCUGAUGGCCAUCAUCCUCACUGUGACGCUGCUGCUCAUCUUCUCCAUCUUCUGGACCAAGCAGUUCCUGUGGGGCAUAGGCUGAGGGCUUGGCAAGCCCCAUAACUGGAGCCCAGAGCUCAACGUCUUCUCAGACAGCAAAAUGUCCCAGGCGACAUCAGCCACUUUGCAUCUGCUCUGGGCCUCUUAACCCUCUCUGCACCCUCCAGGGCCAUCACUGCAGCCUCUGGCUAAUGAACUUUUUUCCUGAUCUCUUCUCAGUGAUACACCCAGUCAUGCUAGUGGCCUGGCUGCAUCCAAAGGCCUGGGGGCUCCCCAGCAGCCACGCUGAGCGAUGUGCACCAAGAGAAGCAGAACCUGGAUGGCGUUCAGGAACUGCCCCAUCAGCUGAAGCUCUUUGCUGCCUGUCAUGGGGUCUGGGGCCAAGGCACUACGGGACAUGAGUGCCAAGGCGCUUCGGGAAUACAGAUGCUCAUAAUAGUGGGCAACAAGGCCAUUAUACUGGAUGGUCAUGACCCAAGAGGAGGGGAUGCUGCAAACCCCAGCCCAAGAGGAAUGAGCCAGAAUCUUAUGGAAACAGUGAAGAUUUCCAGAGGCUCUCCUGUGACUCAUCUUCUUGUCUCUCCUGGGAUAAUACCAUGGAUCUGGGUGCCACCAAGGACAACAUGCAGGCCAGGACAUUCAUGUCCACAGACUGACACCAUCUGUUGUGCCAAAGGUCCUCACGGGGGGGGGGCAGCGCUGUUUCCAUCUGCUGGAUAAGCAGACCCCUGACCCACAGCAAAGACCUGCAAGAAAUUUCAUCUUUUGUCUUUUUGAGCUAAUUGUUGCACUUUUUUGUUGUGUUGUUUACAAUCAAACACAUACAGCUCCUAUGCCAGGGUCCGAGCUUCUCCUCUGCUCUCACCCCUCAACCUCACUUUCUUUUCUAGAGGCAAGAAAAUAAAUGUGAACGGUUUCCAUUUC
This is a messenger RNA of Chelonia mydas (Green sea turtle), 1879 nucleotides long. Its product is annotated as E3 ubiquitin-protein ligase RNF183. Lineage: Eukaryota; Metazoa; Chordata; Testudines; Cheloniidae. Bases 411 to 998 code for a protein of 195 amino acids. Gene Ontology annotation, molecular function: ubiquitin protein ligase activity. The record is from RefSeq and is a predicted model, not a curated record. The transcript is spliced from 2 exons. Gene Ontology annotation, biological process: protein ubiquitination.